Mauremys mutica (yellowpond turtle) is the source of this 705-nucleotide messenger RNA. Its product is annotated as protein TsetseEP-like. The transcript has a single exon. NCBI's taxonomy places the organism in Eukaryota, Metazoa, Chordata, Testudines, Geoemydidae. Bases 1 to 705 code for a protein of 234 amino acids. The record is from RefSeq and is a predicted model, not a curated record.
AUGCCAGACCUUGACCCCGAACCCAAAUCAGACCCAGAACCGGGAUCAGACCCAGAACCAGCGCCAGAACCGAUACCAGACCUGGACCCCAAACCCAAAUCAGACCCAGAACCGGGAUCAGACCCAGAACCAGCGCCAGAACCGAUACCAGACCUGGACCCCAAACCCGUAUCAGACCCAGAACCGGGAUCUAACCCAGAGCCAGCGCCAGAACUGAUACCAGACCUGGACCCCGAACCCGUAUCAGACCCAGAACCGGGAUCAGACCCAGAACCAGCGCCAGAACCGAUACCAGACCUGGACCCCAAACCCGUAUCAGACCCAGAACCGGAAUCAGACCCAGAACCAGCGCCAGAACCGAUACCAGACCUUGCCCCAAACCCGUUUGAGACCGAGAACCGGGAUCUAACCCAGAACCGAUGCCAGACCUUGACCCCAAACCCGUAUCAGACCCAGAACCGGGAUCAGACCCAGAACCAGUGCCAGAACCGAUACCAGACCUGGACCCCGAACCCGUAUCAGACCCAGAACCAGGCUCUGCUCCAGACCCGAUGCCUGGAUCCAACCCAAACCACGGCUGAAGACCCCAAUAACCUCUCGCUCCCUCCCCUGCCGAUUCGGCUGCAGGCCCUGAACUUCCCCCUCCCACCACCAGGGGGUCCCCCUCCAGGGCAGCCAUAUUGGGGGGGGGUCCCCCCAGCAUAG